AGCAUGCCUAUUUGGAAAUUGACUGAACUGUUUUGAUGAACUGAGAGUUUUUGUAAAUUCUGAGUUUUCUGUUAAAUCCAUGCUCACAUGGAGAUUUUCCGGUUGUUUCUGAAAUUGGAGAUUGAUUGUCCUGAUGAUCUGAAAGUAAUUGGUGAAUUGUGUUUUUCUGCUAACUUCAGCCUGUUUUGUCUCCGAUGUGGUCGUGUUAUUACUGACCCUGCUAGCAGGGGUUAAACGCUAGCACAUGUCGACAUGUUAUUGAUAGGACCGGUUCGUUCGACUGACCCUGCUAGUGGGGGUUAAACACCAGCAAAUACUGACCCUGCUAGUGGGGGUUAAACACCAGCAAAUACUGUAGCCUGCCAGUGGGAGGUUUAAACACUGGCCAUGACCUAUUGAGGAGACAUCUAUUUCGUGCCCGUACUGUAUCGGUUUUCAUGAUUACACUUGUUGGCAUGCUAUGAGUUUAAUUAACGGUUUGUCAUGAAACGUUUUGUUAUUGAAUUGAAUCUGAUUUUGCAUUGACGGUUUGUCAUUGAAUGUUUUGCAACUGAACUGAAUCUGAUUUUGUCAUUGAACGUCUUGUUAUGUUAAACUGUUUAUCUGGCAUGCUAAAGUUUUUACCGAGGGCUAUCCAUAUUUACUUACUGAGUUUAUCUCAUAGUUUUUCCUUGUCCACCAUUUCAGGAAGCGAAACCGAGGACGGGGAAACCAAGGGGAGUGACGAGUUAGAAGGCUAGCCAUCUUGAAAUUUGAAUAUGGAUCUUAGAUAUAAAUGAUGAUAUUGUAAGCUAGAUUGUGAUUGGAGAUUUUAUAACUGUAUUUAAUGGAUUGUUAGUUUACAAGAGAUUUGAUCUGGAGAUUUUGAGGUUAAGUCAUGUGGACAUAGAAAAGAAAUUUUGAAAUAUCUGAUCUGAGUUAUGGGAUUGUCAGAUGUGAUUUGGAUAAGUUCCGAGCCUUGUGCGCUUGUGGGACCCGUCUCACGAGUGCACGGCGUUUGUCGCGCCUCGAAUUCGGGUUUUGGGGUGUGACAGUAUACAUUUAAGUUAAUUGGUUUUGUACUUAGGAAUAUUUUAUUGUAUAGAUCUAUAUAUAGGUCUUUUACAUAUACAAUGAAAACAAGAAAGUAAUAAACCUUUUUUCAAAUA
Rubroshorea leprosula is the source of this 1148-nucleotide messenger RNA. The record is from the annotation of a GenBank genome assembly. NCBI's taxonomy places the organism in Eukaryota, Viridiplantae, Streptophyta, Magnoliopsida, Malvales, Dipterocarpaceae.